Aspergillus pseudoviridinutans is the source of this 714-nucleotide messenger RNA. RefSeq names its product short chain dehydrogenase AgnL6. The transcript is spliced from 2 exons. The coding region runs from base 1 to 714 and encodes 237 amino acids. The record is from RefSeq and is a predicted model, not a curated record. Gene Ontology annotation, molecular function: oxidoreductase activity. NCBI's taxonomy places the organism in Eukaryota, Fungi, Ascomycota, Eurotiomycetes, Eurotiales, Aspergillaceae.
AUGGCCGUCGAACUGGGCAAAUGUGGUGCGCAGGUCAUCGUGAACUACGCCAAAUCGUCCGGCCCAGCCGACGAAAUCGUCGAAGAGAUCAAGUCGCUCGGCUCCGAGACUGUCGCCAUCCAAGCGGACGUGAGACAGGUGCCAGAGAUCAUUAGACUCUUCGGGGAAGCCGUCAAAGUGUAUGGAGGGCUUGACAUUAUUUGCUCUAACGCUGGUGUCGUCUCAUUUGGUCAUCUCAGCGAUGUCACCAAGGAAGAGUUUGAUCGGGUGUUCGGGUUGAACACACGCGGACAGUUCUUCGUCGCUCGUGAGGCGUACAAGCACCUCAAUCGGAAUGGCCGGAUUAUUUUGAUGAGUUCGAACACGCCAGAUUCGUUUACUGUGCUCGGGAGCUCGCUUUACUCUGCUUCCAAGGGCGCCAUCAACACGUUUGUCCAUUGUCUGGCCAAAGACUGCGGUGACCGGAAGAUUACCGUCAAUGCAAUCGCGCCUGGCGGUAUUGUCACUGAUUUGCUCCACGAGACAGCAAAGGACUAUCUGCCUAAUGCAGACACUUUGUCCAAGCAGCAGAUUCUCGAUGUUGUGGCGCAGGUGUCGCCUUUGACCCGAUGCGGUUAUCCCAUCGAUAUUGCCAAGGUGGUGUGCUUCUUGGCUUCGAACGAGAGUGAAUGGGUUAAUGGGAAGGUGUUGGGGAUUGAUGGUGGCGCUGCUUAA